AUGAGGAAUGGACGGUAUCUUCAUACAGCUUCUGUCUUGAACAAUGGAAAAGUUCUAGUUGCUGGCGGACGCGGAUAUGAUGAAAAUGGCUCUAUGGGAUUCUUGUAUAGCUCAGAAUUAUAUGAUCCAGCAACAGGAAUCUGGACAAAGAUGGAUAAUGUGAAUAUUAGACGGGAGGAACACACAGCCUCUGUCUUAGCCAAUGGAAAAGUUUUAGUAGCUGGUGGAUCCUUCAAUGAUGGAUACAGUUUUUGGGGACCCUUGAAUAGUUCAGAAUUAUAUGAUCCAGCAACAGGAGACUGGACGAAGACGGGUAAUAUGAAUCUCGCACGUAUUGGUCAAACAGCCUCUGUCUUGAUCAAUGGAAAAGUUUUAGUUGCUGGAGGAUCCGUAUAUGAUGGAUACUUGAAUAGUUCAGAAUUAUAUGAUUCAGCAACAGGAAUUUGGACAAAGACGGGUACUAUGAAUCUCGAACGUUAUGGCCACACAGCCUCUGUCUUGCCCAACGGAAAAGUUUUAGUAGCUGGUGGAUACGGCGGAUAUGAUGGAUACAGUUAUUGGAGAGACUUGAGUAGUUCAGAACUAUAUGAUCCAAUAACAGGAAUCUGGACGAAGACGGGUAAUAUGAAUCUCGGACGUUAUCAUCACACAGCCUCUGUCUUGGCCAACGGAAAAGUUUUAGUAGCUGGUGGAUCCUUCAAUGAUGGGUACGAUCAUUGGGGACCCUUAAAUAGUUCAGAAUUAUAUGAUCCAGCAACAGGAAACUGGACGAAGAUGGGUAAGAUGAAUCUCGCACGUUAUGGUCACACAGCCUCUGUCUUGACUAAUGGAAAAGUUUUAGUAGCUGGUGGAACCGUAUUUAAUGAACAGGGUUUUUGGGAAAUCUUGAACAGUGCGGAACUAUAUGAUCCAUCAACAGGACUUUGGACAAAGACGGAUAAUAUGACUGCUGGACGUUAUUAUCACAGAGCCUCUGUCUUGACUAGUGGAAAAGUCUUAGUUACUGGCGGGCUUCAUUCUUUCAGUAGUGUCGAGUUAUACCAAUGA
This is a messenger RNA of Rotaria sp. Silwood1, 1047 nucleotides long. Lineage: Eukaryota; Metazoa; Rotifera; Eurotatoria; Philodinida; Philodinidae. The record is from the annotation of a GenBank genome assembly.